Molecule: messenger RNA, 303 nt
Organism: Puccinia graminis f. sp. tritici CRL 75-36-700-3
Lineage: Eukaryota; Fungi; Basidiomycota; Pucciniomycetes; Pucciniales; Pucciniaceae
Exons: 1
Coding region: 1-303 (100 amino acids)
Source: RefSeq, a predicted model, not a curated record
AUGGCUGAAACUCGAGCGACCCAAGCUCACCAAACCCGCAGCAGCUCAAAAAGGACCAGUUCCGCUGCAAAGACCCAGGCCACCCAUAAAAAAGGUCAUGCAGUCAGAAAGCAAGCUAGCUCUUCCAGAAAGAAGGCAACAUCCGGAAAGCGACAACCUAACCAUACUGAUGAGAAUACGGACGAAAAUACUGAUGAGGAUGACCACCACGAUACCACCCCUGAGCCCACAGAAACCCAGCAACAUAGGUCUUCUGCAACUGAGUCUGGCCAAUGUACUCCGGCUCCAACAAUAUCCAACUAA